Molecule: messenger RNA, 186 nt
Organism: Paraglomus brasilianum
Lineage: Eukaryota; Fungi; Glomeromycota; Glomeromycetes; Paraglomerales; Paraglomeraceae
Source: the annotation of a GenBank genome assembly
AUGGCUAUCCUUGUCAAGCCAAAACUUUUUCAACCACAUUCCGUAUCGGGCUCGAACAAACGAAAAGGUUUCGGCGCACCGCAACUGUCUGGCAACCCAAGAACUCCACACGAUGACGUUCUCAAGAAGGAGGAAGAUGCUGAAGAAGUAUUGCAAUACGGAGGCGGAAAACUAUGGUGGAGAUAA